AUGGCAUCUGGAAUAACUGUUGAGUUUCAUAAUGGUCUCAACUUCCCGAUUGAAUUAGUUAUGACACAAAACAAUGUCGCACCUCAACAGGCAGCUACAAUUCCAACAGGCCACCAUUUUUCCUAUGAUGUUCCACAAGGAUUUGCUGGAAAUUUCAAACAUAGCUGGGCUGGUAAAGGCAUAACACUAUUUGAAAUAUCAGUUCGAACACAUGAUGCGAACACUUACUAUGAUUUGAGUGUCAUCGAUGGUUUCAAUGUGCCCAUCAAAGUUUAUGCUCCAGAUGGAACACGGAUUCAAGCAUUGCAUUCAGGAGCACCUGACGCUUAUCUGUAUCCGACAGACGAUAGUAAAACGCAUGGUUUAACAGGAAAUGGAAAAUUCGUGGUUGUGUUCGAAUGGUAA
Molecule: messenger RNA, 405 nt
Organism: Rotaria sp. Silwood1
Lineage: Eukaryota; Metazoa; Rotifera; Eurotatoria; Philodinida; Philodinidae
Source: the annotation of a GenBank genome assembly